AUGAACAAAUAUUCUGCUGCCGAGGGCUCUCUGAGCUCCUCACAACUGGAUACCUUGCUGAAAGCCCUCAAAGCCAAGGUUGAAGAGGCUAAACCUCUUGUUCUUGAAUGCCAGUCUCUACAAAAUCCCGUUCUAGAUGGCCUAAAGAGGCUAACACUUGCUACCAAGAUUGACCACUGCUCCAAGGCGAUUCACGAGCACUUGGCUGCAGCUCCUCGAAAUCUUGUCGUUGAGCUUUUGAUGAAGAAGCAAAAAGAGGUGUCCUCUAAUGUGGUUCUAAAGGAAGAACAGCAUGUUGUUCCUUUGGAUGACCACAUUUUCGGCAUGGAAGAGACGCUGGAGCGGGUUGUAUCAGACUUGCUGGGGUCCCCUGUAAGGAGCAAGUGGGUUGGAGUCCAUGGAGCAGGAGGUGCUGGAAAAACACUCCUGGCCAAACGAGUAUGUGACAACAAUCAAAUAAAGGGACGUUUUGAUCCAGUUUUGUGGCUAACAUUUGGUCAGUCGUUUCAGGUGGAAGCAAAGCAACACGAACUUGCCAAAAAAAUCCGACUAGCUGUUCGCAGUCAACGCAUUCCCAAACCAAAAUCAUGCUCAAGUCAGCAAGGUAGUACUGGAGCAAGUUGUGGAAAAGUGUGGGGGGCUUCCACUAGUCUUGAAGGUAAUUGGCAGAAGAAUGGCAGCCACACAAGACUGGGACUAUGUUCUGAGCAAACUCAAGGAUCGGCAACUUCUUGCUCUUGAUGAGGAACAACAGGUACUGCAGCGACUCAAGCUGGGUUACGAUGCAUUGUUGCCUCUUGGCAUCCAGCAGCACUUUCUCUUCUUUGCAGCAUUUCCAGAAGACUGGCGAAUUCGAUUCUGGGAUCUGUUCAGGUGUUGGACAAGGGCUGGUUGCCAACAUAGCAGAGGCCACCAAUGUUUUAGAAAGGCUCAAGAAUCACGCACUUAUCACUGAAGAACACUGCCCAGGGGAGAAUAAGAGGUAC
Selaginella moellendorffii is the source of this 986-nucleotide messenger RNA. RefSeq lists its product as uncharacterized. The transcript is spliced from 3 exons. The record is from RefSeq and is a predicted model, not a curated record. Gene Ontology annotation, molecular function: ADP binding. Bases 1 to 741 code for a protein of 246 amino acids. Gene Ontology annotation, biological process: defense response to fungus. NCBI's taxonomy places the organism in Eukaryota, Viridiplantae, Streptophyta, Lycopodiopsida, Selaginellales, Selaginellaceae.